AUGUCCCAGAGACAAAAAAACAAAGUGGCAAAGGCUGAGCGGGCCUCCUUCUUCCUCGCCAGGACGACAACAUCCACACUGCCUGACGGCCACAGCCCGAUUAAAGAUGGCGGUGACCCACGCUUUGAAGCAGAGUCGGCUUCGUCUCCCAGCCCCUUAGAGUUAGGGCCAGACAAUGGCCCUCUUACCACAGCAAGCAUGAAAGGUAAAAUGGUGGAGUUCACAGAGAACAUCCAACAAACAAUGGCUGCCCAGAUCCACACUCUUACAGUGGGUAUCCAUAAGAUUCCAUAAGAUUCAGCUACUAGAGGUAGGCCAACGCACAGCUACUGUAGAGAAAAAGAUGGACGAAUUCGCAGAGGCACAUAAUAGCCUAGCGGAUAAGCUCCAGGAAAUAGAUACUAUCCUAUAUGACCAUGCCCUAAAAAUAGCUGACAUAGAAGACAGGGCGAGACAAAACAAUUUGAGGAUCCGAGGUAUCCCGGAAACAGUUCUGAAUCCAGCUCUCAAUGCUUACCUCCUCAACCCUUUUCAGGCUUUGACACCGGAGAUCCAUCCGGACCAGCUCCUUAUUGACCGGGCACAUAGGCUUCGAAGGCCAAAACAUAUACCCGACACUGCCGUCAGGGAUGUAAUAGUGCGGGUACAUUUCUUCCACGUGAAAAAGAAGUUGAUCAGAGCUUCCCGCUCACCCGGAUUACCAGAGCCUUACCAGGAUCUUAAAAUCUUUGCGGAUCUCUCUGCGGCAACUCUCCGGUUCCGAAAGAGCAUGACCCCCCUCACGUCUACACUCCAUACAAAAGGCAUCAUGUAUCAGUGGGGUUAUCCAGCAAAGCUUCUGAUACAUUACAGAGAUGCUCUGCAUGGUGUGAAUUCACUGGAAACUGGCAAAGUCAAGUUCCAAGCCUGGGGUCUCGCGAUAGCUGAUGCUGCUGAAGGAAACUCUGCAAAGAUCCCUAGGAUGGCCCCAGAGUGGACUCCUGCAUGA
Molecule: messenger RNA, 988 nt
Organism: Pelobates cultripes (western spadefoot toad)
Lineage: Eukaryota; Metazoa; Chordata; Amphibia; Anura; Pelobatidae
Source: the annotation of a GenBank genome assembly